UGCAGGAUGUCCUCGGUCUGUCCUCUGCUGCCUAUUUCACUCCGACAACAAGACUGACAACAAAGAAUGCAGGCCCCCACGGCCAAACGAGACGAGGCACAAGGGCGUUGGACAAGGGCGGCGUGUGUUGCUUGUGCGUACGCGCGCGCCACGUGGCAGACAAGGGCAGUCUUGUUUUUCCUUGUCUUUAUUUCAGACAGACGGGCCGAUUUCUUCUCGUCCGCUCGUCGCUCGCACGCCCUCACCCGCACGCACGCCCUUGCCCUCGCCCGCUGCAGAUUGAGAGAGAGAGAGAGAAGAGAGAAAAGCGGGCACGAGGAUGGCGUCGUUAAAGGGAGGCGAGCAGGCGGCGUCGUCGUCGUCGCUGCUGCCAGCAAGGAAGCAGCAGCACACCAUGGACACGCUUCGCCCGUUGCUCAAGACGCUCACGCUCUCCUGCACCAUCCCGCCCUCGCCGCCGUCGUCUUCGUCUGCGUCUUCAUCAAAGUCGCCCUCGGAUGCGUCCGCUGCUGCUACCACAUCGGCGCCGUCUACGGGCAUGCGACCACCAGGCCCAGGCCUGACGACGGACGAGCUGCGGGACCUGUUUGUGCACCUGGCCGACGCCGACUUUACGUCGAACCACAUGCACCACGCCCAGCUGGGUGCUGCGCUGACGAGCCUCCGGCUGAGCGGGCUCGACAUGAGCCCCGCAGCGCUGUCCGUUGCCAGUGCUGUCUUUCUGCAAAAGGCGGUGCCCGUCGAGGUGCCGCCGCUGGUCAGCAUGGCUACCGCUGACGAUGGGCAUGGUGAGGGCGAGGACGACGGCGAAGACGAGGAGCACUACGACGGCGCACUCGACCUCGUCGGCACGGGUGGCGACGGCCACGAUACGUUCAACGUCAGCACGACGGCGGCCAUCGUCGCAGCGGGGGUGCCGGGGGUGCGGGUGUGCAAGCACGGUGCGCGCGCCUCGUCGUCGACGUCGGGCUCGGCCGACCUGCUUGCCGCCCUGGGCGUGCCCCUGGCGAGCCUGACGCCGGCCACGCUGCCGGGCCUGCUGGCCCACGCGCCCUUUUGCUUCCUCUUUGCCCAGCUCUACCACCCCUCGCUGGCCCCGCUGGCGCCGAUCCGCCGCUCGCUCGGCUUCCCCACCAUCUUCAACGUCCUCGGCCCGCUCAUCAACCCGGCCCGGCCCCGGCGCAGCGUCAUUGGCGUCCACUCGCCCCGCCUCGGCGCCACGUUUGCCGAGGCCCUGCGCCAGAUGGACGUCGAGCGCGCCUGGGUCGUCUGUGGCCGCGAGGGCCUCGACGAGAUCAGCCCCGAGGGCCCGACCGAUGUCUGGGAGCUGCGCAGGGGCACAAUCACCAGCUUCGCCGUCGAGCCGGCCUCGUUUGGCCUCGCCGCCCACCGCCUCGACCACGUGCGCAGCGGCACGGCGGGCCAGAAUGCCGCCGUGGCGCGCCUGCUCCUCACGAGCGACGAGGGCGCACUUGCCGCACUGGGAGACGCGCCCACGCAGGCACCCAUCGCCGUCGCAGGCAUGCCCGAGUCUAUUCCUGCCGGCACGCAUCUCGCUGCGAUCCGCGACUACGUCCUCAUCCAGGCCGCCGCGCUCCUCUACGUCGGCGGCAAGGCAAAGACGCUGCCUGCCGCCACGGCUCGAGCACGCAGGAGCAUGGAGGCAGGCGCCGCAGCGCGCUCACUCGACGUCCUCAUCAGCGAGGCACACCGCGUCCAGCGCGAGGCAGAGGCCCGCGACGUCGAGCGACAGCAGCAGCAGCAGCAGGUGCGGCUCCAGCGCGAGGAGCUCGAGCGCACAAAGCGCAGAGACGAGUUCUUCUACAGCCCCGAGCCGACAAAGGACGCCAACGUGGGCACGACGGACUGAGCAGGCCAGUUGCUUCUUCCUCUCUUCGCCCACGAAUCCCAAAAAC
This is a messenger RNA of Acaromyces ingoldii, 1916 nucleotides long. RefSeq names its product anthranilate phosphoribosyltransferase. Bases 320 to 1870 code for a protein of 516 amino acids. Gene Ontology annotation, biological process: L-tryptophan biosynthetic process. The transcript is spliced from 2 exons. The record is from RefSeq and is a predicted model, not a curated record. Gene Ontology annotation, molecular function: anthranilate phosphoribosyltransferase activity. NCBI's taxonomy places the organism in Eukaryota, Fungi, Basidiomycota, Exobasidiomycetes, Exobasidiales, Cryptobasidiaceae. Gene Ontology annotation, cellular component: cytosol.